This is a messenger RNA of Tigriopus californicus, 2821 nucleotides long. RefSeq names its product neprilysin-2-like. The coding region runs from base 295 to 2640 and encodes 781 amino acids. Gene Ontology annotation, biological process: protein processing. Gene Ontology annotation, cellular component: plasma membrane. Lineage: Eukaryota; Metazoa; Arthropoda; Copepoda; Harpacticoida; Harpacticidae. The transcript has 11 exons. The record is from RefSeq and is a predicted model, not a curated record. Gene Ontology annotation, molecular function: metalloendopeptidase activity.
UCCUUCUUUCCUUCCCCGGUUCAUAUGAAGCAACAUUUCCUCACUCCCCCUCCCUCAUUCACUCAACCGAUCUACCCAUCAAGAGAUGGAGUUGCACAGAGAACUUGGGAGACUGCAAUGCUAAACCAACUCUCAAACCCAACACAACAGAACUGACGACGAUUCCCUCAUUUUUUGGUCCUCAGUUCCUGUUUCAAGAGUGUUGGUUGUGGUUGAAAAAAAGCCAGAUUGAGGCUAGUGAUUGAUUGUUCCAUCCUGGGCUGAGCCCUUCGUCGACGAGAACAAGCGACAACCAUGGCCUCAAGUGUGCCUGAAGUGAAACGAGGUCAUAACGGAGGAGUGACAGAGAGCAAAGCUGAUCUAGUGUCCAUCGAAGUCUCCGAGAUGAACCAACCCACAUUUUCCAUGUCAGCAUGGGCUCGAAGGACCAAGUUGGAGAAGGUCUUGACAGUGUUGUUGAUGCUCCUGACGAUUGCCCUCAUUGUGGUGGCUGCUCUUGGGUUCACGAACACUUCUCAGAGCUCUAUUUCGAACCGUGGGCAUUCGCUUUCGUCAAAGCAAUGGUCGGUUCAAGAUGAGUCGGCGGGAAAAGUGUGCAACUCCAGAGGGUGUAUUAGUGCUGCUCAUCACAUCCUGGAAAACAUGGAUACUGACGUGGAUCCAUGUGAAGAUUUCUAUCAAUAUGCGUGCGGAGGAUUUGAGAAGAGGGUACGAAUUCCUGACGACCGCACAUCCCGAUCGCAAUUCUCGGUCAUUGACGAUGAACUGGAUGUCCAACUUCGAGACAUUCUCGAGGGAAAUGCCACCGAGGACGAAUCCUCGGUGUUCAGGAUGUCUCGUGACACCUAUCAGGCAUGCAUGGAUGAGGAUAGAUUGGAAGAGAUCGGCUUGAAACCUAUUCUAGAUGUCUUGAAGACUUUCGGAGGUUGGCCCGCGGUCCUGGGCGACGCUUGGGACGAAUCCAAGUUCAAUUGGCAAGAAAUGUUGGUUACCUUCCGCAAGCAUGGCUACAGCACGGAUUACCUGUUCGAUUUUUCGAUUGCCACGGACAUUAAGAAUUCGACCUGGCGGACCAUUUACUUUGAUCAAGGCCUCUUGGGAAUGAGUCGAGAAUAUCUGAUCAAGGGCUUGGCGGAUGAGGAUGUCCGUCAUUACUAUAAUUACAUGCAGAAGGUCGCCGUGCUCUUGGGCGCGGAUCCCGUGCGUGCCGCCUCGGAUUUGAAGGACUCGCUGACUUUCGAGAUCAAGUUGGCCAAUGCAUCUUUGCCUCGCGAAUUGAGACGCGAUGCAAACAAACUGUAUCAUGCCAUGCAAUUGAAGGACGUCAAUGAGAUUGGCCCAUUCAUCUCGAAUUGGACGGACCUGGUCAACAGCAUCCUCACAGAAGAUGUCAUUCAGGUGACUGAUGAAGAGCGUGUUGUGGUGAGUACGCCGGGAUACUUCAAGAACUUGACCGAGAUCCUGAAGACCGAGCCCAAACGGAACAUCGCCAAUUACAUGCUUUGGCGAGUCGCCCGAGCCUCCAUCGGCUACUUGAAUAAGGAUGCUCGAGCUGUCUCCCAUGAGUUUGCUAAGAACAUCACGGGCAAAACCGCUACCACGCCCCGCUGGAAGUUGUGUGUGGGCGCGGCAGCGGGCAGUUUCUCGGCCGCCAUUGGCAAAAUGUAUGUACUGAAGCACUUCAAUCACGAUGCCAAGGAUAUCAUGCUGGAAAUGGUCACCGACAUUCGCCAGGAAUUCAAGACAAUUCUCGACGAGAUUACAUGGAUGGAUUCCAAAACCAAGGACAGAGCUCACAGCAAGCUUAAUAGCAUUAAAGAAUACAUUGCAUAUCCCGAGGAGAUCCUGGACAACAAGAAUCUAGAAGAAAUCUACAAGGGACUUGAGAUCGUCGAGGGAGAAUACUUUCAGAAUGGCAUCAGAAUGAGUAUUUGGAGAACCAACUAUCAUUGGAAGAAGCUACGCGAAGAGGUGGACAAAACUGAUUGGAAGCGACAUGCAAAUCCGGCUGUGGUCAAUGCCUUUUACAGUGCCAUCGAGAACUCGAUUCAAUUUCCCGCGGGGAUUUUGCAGGGUGCCUUCUUCAGUAACGACAGACCGAACUACAUGAACUACGGAGGAAUUGGUUGGGUCAUUGGACAUGAAAUCACACAUGGAUUCGAUGAUCAAGGCAAACAAUAUGACGACAACGGGAAUCUCCGCAAUUGGUGGGAGCCUCCAACUGAAAAGGAGUUUUCUGACAAAACACAGUGCAUCAUUUGGCAAUAUGGCAAUUACUCAGCCGAAGAGAUUGAUAUGAAUCUGAAUGGUGUCAACACUCAGGGUGAAAAUAUCGCCGACAACGGUGGCAUUAAAGAGGCUUAUCGGGCCUACAAUCGAUGGGUCAGCCGCCAUGGCGAAGAGCCCAUGCUUCCCGGCAUUAGUCACUCUCCCAGGCAGCUAUUUUGGGUCAGUGCUGCCAAUAUCUGGUGUUCAAAGUACAGGCCCAAGGCCUUGGAACAACGCAUUAAGACUGGAGCUCAUUCUCCGGGCCGAUUCCGGAUCAAGGGGCCAUUCUCCAAUUCUCGAGAAUUCGCCAAAGACUUUGAGUGCAAGCUGGGCUCAGGCAUGAACCCCGUGGAUAAAUGCGAAGUUUGGUAAAGAAGUACCUCCUAAAUUCCCGUCCAUCUCGUCUCUGGUAACAAAGAAAAUCAAUCCAACGGUACACGAUCACAUUUGGAUAAUUUAUAUUAUUACUAUUAUCUUAAAGAUGUUGAUGCAGUUUUAAAUAUGUAUCUUAUCUACCACAUUUUGCUACAUAAAUACAAUGUAUCAAAACAGA